GGACGCGGAUACUUUUCCUUUUUUUAAUCCCCGUCUGGAGUUCUGGACUGGUGGGAGAAGAAACGGAGGAACUAUAAAGUUGGAGCAGCGCUUGUUGUUAGAAGAAGCUGUGUGGCCGUGCGACGUCUUCUUAUGCGGAAUCCUGCUCAGGGUACCGAGGCAGCAGUUUGCACCGUAAAUCUUUUUGCGGUGUUUUUUGCGACUGACAAAGGGAGGAAACAAUACUGAAACGACGUUGAAUGUGCAGCCUCAUCAAGGAAGAAGGAAAGACAUGCGAAAAAGCCUUUGUACAAGAACCAGAAAAUAAAGAAAGAACAAAUCUCAAUCAGUGGAUAAUUAAAAUACAACAUGAGAUCACAGAAGAAACAGAGAGGACGCUCUCCGCUGUCCACACGGGGAAAAGGCAGGAGAAAACAAGACAAACAAACCCGACAGUCCCAAGCCACACCUGCUGUCGUGUCAUCUCGUAAGCAUACUCCAUCCAAGCUGGACACCUCUGAAGGGAAAAAGAGCAACGCCUCAAGGAAGGAUGGGCUGAAAGGGCAGAUAAAAGGACUGUCUGUAGAGGUGGAUCAAUCUGAGCAGGUUGUAGUCAGGGUCAACAAAAUGACUUGCCCUAAAAACCCUAACUCCAGCAUGCACAGUAUAACUGUGACAGACAAUGCAGCCAGCAACCCUCUCGCAAACAGCACAGCCAGCAGCCCCCUUACAAACAGCACAGCUAGCAACUCACUUAACCCAAGCACAGUAGCCAACGGCUUAACCAAAAGCAGCUCCGUCACCUCCAACCACAGUCCCACCACACCCUCCAGUCGAAAAACUGCUACCUUCAAAGCCAGAGUGCCCAAGAAAAAGUACAUGUAUGAACAUGGAGCCAUCAGCACGUAUCCUAUUAGUCUGACCCCAGUACCUUCACUCACACUCCUUAACAGCAAUCAUCUCAGUACCCUUUCUAACUCCAUAUCCACGAAUAGCCACCCUGCAGCCAGCAACCACAGCAACACUCUACUUAAAGUAGACGAAGUUGCUAUAUCUACUGACAAGAGAAGCAAACCAUUAGCCAGCAAUGGGACAAGCACAGAUUCCUCAAAACUGAAUUGUGUGGCUUGGGGAGAAGGAGUCGCCAAAGCUGAAGUGCUGCCUGAAGUGUCGUCUGAAGGAGAAAGGGUGGCAGCACAAGAGGAUGCAGAUGCAUAUGGAGAGGGUACCCCAAAUUCAGCCCGUUCGUUCUCCACAGACACAGCCAGUGAACACUGUACAGAUUUGGAGGUGCUGGAGUCGUCAUGUGUGCACUCAAAUAUAGGCAUUGCUUCAAGUGUAACAAGAAGUCCACUACCAGUAAACCAAGCCCCAACCCUCCCUCCGCUCCUCACCACAAAUGACCAUUUUGAGCAAGAUGGCUUUUCAGGAAUAGCCGACGCACUGGCUAAAGGACUUAAGAAUCAGCGAGUGCUAGUUCGGCAUCAGCGAACAAAGGAGGGGAUGGAGGGAGAAGAGGGAAUUAAGGAAUGUGUGUUUAUCUGCGGUGUGGUACGAGGGGCUACAAAAGAGCAACUGAUUGUAGAACUGCAGAUUAAUGGGGAGGAAACACAGCUCUUGUUUCCAUUCCAUGCAUUAGUAAGUCGUCCACACCAAACUAUUGACCUCAUCUUAGACGCCCCCCCACCGGGCAGUGACCCUGUGGAAGUUGGGACGCGUGUUUGUGUGCCUUAUGGGGGAGAUAAGGGGAAGGAGUGGUACAGGGAAGGAAUGGUGUCACAGUUGGAUUCCCAUCCAGCUGUUGCUUGCCCCUACAGGGUGUUACUGCAGGAAGAAAAAAAUCAUAGGAAGUCAGGGAACAACAUAGAUGAGGCACAGCAGAGAACUGGUGUUCAGGCUGUAUGGGUUUCCCGGCAGAACCUGCGCCUUAUUGUUCCACCCUGGGAAGGGGAUGGCCAAGAGAGGGAACGAGACAGGGAAGAGAUGGAGGUGGAGAGAGAGGUAUGCCAACUUAGUAGGGGAAUGGGUUUUGGAGGUGCAGAGCCUUCAAGGUUCUCAACUCCUGACAUUGGGACUAAGCAGCAUGAGGGUACCUUACCUUCUUCAUCUUUAACUUUACCUACAGUUUUGAUAGUAAGCAAUCAGCCGAGUGUAGUUUGCAGAAGGGAGAGUCAAAGGUCUGAGGACACGGAAAGAGAAAGAGCUAGAGAAAGAGAGAGGGAGAGGAAACAACUGCAGACUCCAGAAGUUGACUUGGAAGUUUUAAGACUUAAUUUGGCACCUCUUAGAGAUCCAGGAGGAACACUGGUUUCAGAAGUGCCCAAAGCAAUUGGUUUGAACCAACACAGGGAGAUCCUCUCUAAGCCUACCGGAUUCUCAGGCCCUGUCUCAAUGGUGCAAAGCUUGUCAAGCACAUCCGUGGGUACCCACUUGUCUGGUCCACCCUCAGGAAGUCCUCAGCCACCUCCUUCACCAGCUUUUGUAGGCGCCGAUGGAGCUCUCUCACACCUGCACAUUUCGACUGUUGCCCCGUCACCCAGCUCAAAACGUGCUCUUACCCCCCUGGACAAGACCCCAACUGCUUCACAGACUUCCACUCCUGUCCCAGGGAGUUCCGGUUCAUCUUCUGCCUCUUCCUCACGUUCACGGACUCCACUUUCCAUUGCCCAACAAAAGUAUAAGAAGGGUGAUGUGGUGUGUACACCAAAUGGUAUUCGCAAGAAAUUCAAUGGGAAGCAGUGGCGCCGCUUGUGUUCCAAGGACAGUUGCAUGAAAGAGUCCCAGCGGAGAGGCUACUGCUCCCGACAUCUCUCCAUGCGCACCAAAGAGAUGGAGGCAGCCAGUGGAGAGAGGGGGAGCAGGGGAGGAGGGAGCAGCUCAGGGACUGCAACCCCUUCAGAUUUGCGAGGUCGAGCCAGCAGCGAGUUCGACUGGGAGGAGACAUCACGGGACAGCAGUGAGACCAGCAGCCGGGGAACUGACUCACGACCACGUCUAGUUCUGCCCUCACUGCUGCCACAGGAUUUCUCUCGCUUUGACUUUGAUGAAUGUGAGGCUGCUACUAUGCUUGUGUCUUUGGGAAGCUCACGGUCAGGAACACCCUCGUUUUCACCUAUAUCAAACCAGUCACCAUUUUCACCAGCACCCUCUCCAUCUCCCUCUCCACUCUUCGGCUUCCGCCCUGCAAACUUUAGUCCAAUCACGACGGUGACGGUCCUGCCCCCUCGCCGCCACCAACAUACCAGUGGCACAAGCACUGGCACUUCCAAACUUGCCACCCCAAUGGUAGAGAAGGAGCCUGACAGACUUGUGCCUGGCAUUGUACCUUCUUUCCAAACAAGUCUAACCUUCACUGUGCCUGUAAGUCCCAACAAGCGUAAAUCAGAUGCCCCACAUCCUCCACCAUCUGCAGUGCAAGGUAGCUCCAAAUCUACUUUGGAGCAAAGCAAGGCAGAUCCCUCAGUAGGCACCUCCUUUCGAGUACUUUCUCCUACCUCUAAUUUCUCUCGUUGCCAAAGGCCGCCAUCAUCGGCGGCCUGUUCCCCACCACCCUCUCCUUUAACUUUAGAAUCAGGCUCACAACGUCCAGUUUCUCAGCAGUCACUCAGCAGGGACUCUCCUGUAAUCGUACGAAAUCCUGAGAUUCCUCUAGCGAAAUUUACUGAACGACCACUUGCUAGAGUUGCAGAUGACAGCGGAGCCAACUCCAAGGAGAACAACCAAGCUGGUGUUCAGACUGCUUCAGGCUUGCAGGUGCCUGUUCCCAUUAACGCAGCUGCUUCCAACAAUGGAGCAGUCUUGUUGCACAGCCCUUCUUCAACUCUUGUUCUGGUGUCUUCCAUCUCUUCCCUGCCAAACCCUGACCCUACAAGCCUCACAUCCCAGUCCAGCCCUGCCUUGGCCUGCAUAUCAGUGCCCAGCCCCACUCCAGAGUCUGCCUCCUUUGGUUCAGGAGGUGGAGGAGGACAGGAUAAGGGCGGAAUAACAACGUUGCAGCAGCCAGUUCCGUGCCAUCCUGCCCCCACAGCUUUGUUACCACUUAUACUUCCAGCAGAGACUCUGCACCCGGUGCCAUGUAAAGACAUCAUCAUGGGAAGACCAGGCACUGUGUGGACUAAUGUGGAGCCCAGAUCGGUUCCAGUGUUUCCUUGGCAUUCAUUGGUCCCUUUCCUGGCGCCCACCCAAUCAGAUCCGUCGGCGCAGCUUGGUGAAGGCCAGCAGCCUGUCAGUCAUUCGCAGGCUGGCACACUGAAGAAAGAAUCGCUGGGAGGGUCAGUGCUGAAGGAGACGGCAGAGGGAGCGUCAAAUCCCCCCUCCCGGACAGCCAUUGACGACCUUCCCCCAGAGAGGGAGAGAGAGCCGGAGAGAGAGAGACCAGACAGCGAGACGGAGAGUGACGUGGAUGAUCCGUUUUUGCCAGGUGUCCUCCCUGAUCCACCGAUCUCAGCAUCUCCAGGAAAGCGGCGUUCUCAGUCUCUCAGUGCUCUGCCUAAAGAUGACAAGAAUAGCCCUGGAAAGAGGGAGAAGGAUCAUAUCCGGAGGCCAAUGAAUGCCUUCAUGAUCUUCAGUAAGCGACACCGUGCCCUAGUCCACCAGAGGCACCCUAAUCAGGACAACCGGACCGUUAGCAAGAUUCUGGGAGAGUGGUGGUACGCUCUGGGACCCAAAGAGAAGCAGAAAUACCAUGAUCUUGCAUUCCAGGUUAAGGAGGCACACUUUAAGGCUCACCCAGACUGGAAGUGGUGUAAUAAGGACAGGAAGAAGUCGAGCAGCGAGGGCCGUAACAUGCCUGGAGGAAAGGACAUCAGAGAGAGGAGCAUGUCUGAGACCACAGAGCCUCCCUCUGUGACCAUGGGUGCCGAGCUUAAAGGGGUGGUGCCUGGAGUGGUGGGCGUGUCCGAGCGCGGAGGAGGGGAGGGCCAUGCUCGUCCCCGGGCUUUUUCCCAGAGUGCAAUGCACAGCCUGGAGAGGAGCGAGCGUGGGAACCCUCAGGUGUUGGCAGAGCUCGCCCAGAUGUGUGGGGACGGUGGCCAGUUCUCGAGCCGUGCUGCUCUCUCUCAGGUCCAGAGGGGAGUCAGUGAAGAUAUGACCAGCGAUGAUGAGCGCAUGGUCAUCUGUGAGGAGGAGGGGGAUGAUGAUGUCAUUGAGGACCCGUAUCCAGGCAGCUCUAUAGACCUGAAGUGUAAGGAGAAAGUGACGGACAGUGACAGUGAAAACGGAUCCGGGGAUGAAGGAGAACGCAAGAGGGUCUUUGCGCCAGUGAUUUGCUCGACCUCAUCAGGGCCGGGUCACGGCCGCAGCGUGUCUCUGUCGUCCUACCCGUCGUCCAGACACUUCUCUGACUCUGUCUCCAAGAGGAAGCGAGGCAUGGACGGAGCAGAGGGUGAGCGUAAGGAUGCUGACGGAGGGGCGUCUCACUCCUCUGUCCCCCUGUCUUCCUCAGGCCAGUCUGUGCUGGUCAGUUCAGGCGGUGGCAGCACUGGCGUGUCCUCAGUGUUGGGUCUGGGAGCGCUGAGGGUGGCGUCCACAGUGGUCACCAAUGUAGUCCGUCCCGUCGUCAGCACGCCGGUGCCCAUCGCCAGCAAGUCGCCUCACGACAGGAAAGCCGCCGCCCCUCAGACCCAGCUUUUGAUUGGUUCUGGAGCAGCUGGAGGCGGUGCCACAGGAGGGAGUGGGUACUACACUUCGUCCUCGCCUAGUCCCGUGACUGCAGGGGGGGCUAGUCAAGGUUUGGUGACCAAUCUAGUUUUGGGCAGUCCCUUUCAGGCUCCACCCGCUGUGCAGCUAAUCACGCCCCCUCCUCCUCCCCCUCAAAACCCAGCAUCUCCCGCUAUGCCCGUUCAGAGCAACGGACCCAUGCCUGUGCCUCUGCUGCAGCCGCACAUUCUGCCCACCGCCUCCCUAGCGCCCCCCACUGGCCAAAAACCCAUCACGCAAGUUCAGUACAUCCUCCCCACGCUCUCUGCCAACAACCCUAAAAGCCCCUCCCCUCAGCAGCCCAGCCAGCCAACCAGUGUCUUCACCCUGCCCACAGCUCCACCCACGCUGGCCAAUGGGAAGCAGUCGGGAUACGCCUCCACAUCAGCAGUGGGUGUGGUCAGCCCUGGAACGAGAGUGCAAACGCAGUCCCCAGUCUUACAGGGUAAGAUGCUGGUUCCCAUGGCAACAGUGAGGACUGCUCCUGCCCCUUCUCAGCAGUUUCCCCUGGUGGCCCCUCCUCUUCCUGUCCAGAACGGAGCUCCGACAGGAAAUAAGAUCAUCCAGAUAGCUCCCAUGCCCGUUGUCCAGUCCCAACUUCCUUCAGCCGGGAGUCCGUUCUCUGUAACCAUGGCAACAGCCACAGUGGUUGCCCCAGGCUCUACCCCCUCACAAGCUGUGCUGCUGCCUCCCCCACCCACGAGAAUCACUUACGUUCAGUCCACUCCAGGAGGCCCCUCCCCUAUCCCACUAGUUUCUACCACGACAGGCCCCACCUCUCAAGCAGCUCCUCCCACACCUGUUUCAGCGUAUGUGCCAUCUCCCCUGGCGACCUUCACAGCCAUCGCCCAUCCGGGUCAGACGCUGGUGCAGCCGCUUAUUGCAGGUCAGUCCCCUCUAUUAGCACCAGCCCAGUCACCUAACCCUCACCCCUCCAUCCCUGCCUCGGCCAUCACCGCCAUAUACCCCCCCACCCCCGUCACGCUGGCCGCAGGGGUGGUGUCCGGAGCGACGGUGCCAUCUGGUGUGGUGUACACGGUCUCCAGCCCCUCGAGCCUGUCUCCACACAUCCUCCCCAAACACACUUUAGCCACCUCCGUGACCUCCACCACCCUGGUGCCCUCGGACAGGCAGGGUCACGGCCCGGCACACUCCGAGCGCCAGCCACAUCAGGAGAGAGCGGCGGCAGAAGGGCACAUGUUGUCCCAGACAGACAGACUGGCUCAGGCAGCUGGGAAAAUCAGCAGCAGCAGCUCAACGGCUCCCCCACCUGGCACAUCGCUGCCUCUGCAGCCAAGCAGCCCAGCCCAGCCUUCACAUACAGCUGCUGGUCCAAGCAUUUCUAAACUGCCUCCAGUGCCCACUAGACCUCCCCAGAAGGUAAAGGCCACUGUGGCCAACAUCCCCGUGGGCUGCUACGACGGAGGAGGGCGAGGGAAGGAGAGAGAGAAGGAAAGAGAGAAGGAGAAAGAAAGGGAGAGAGAGAAGGAGAAGGAGAGUGGCAGCUGUUUCUCGUUUGAGGUGGAUAAAGCUCUGGAGACAGUUUCUCCUGCAGCUCCCGCGCUCGAGGACAGGGCCUCAGACACUGAUGCCCACAGUGUGGGUGACGCUGGAGCCCCAAGAGACCGCAGUAAAGAGGCUAAUGCUAAAGAGGCUGAAUGGAAGGAUUCUGCGUCUUCAUCUCCGUUACCCCAAUCAGGAUCAGAUCCUGCCCCGCCCCUUUCACAGUCAGACAAAGAUGCUCCACCUCCCAAAAAGAUCAAGGCACGACCACCGCCCCUCAAACGCCCGUUUGACUCGGUUGACAAGGUCCUGUCGGAGGUGUAUUUUGAGGAGCGGUUUGCGGAACUGCCUGAGUUUCGUCCAGAAGAAGUGCUUCCCUCCCCCACUCUUCAGAGCCUGGCCACCUCGCCCCGGGCCAUUCUGGGCAGCUAUAGAAGGAAGAGGAAGAACUCGACCGGUGAGGGAGAUUUGGACUCGUCCACUGAGGACCCCAUCUCUCCGAAGAGAAAGAGCCGCCGCAGGUCCAGCUGCAGUUCAGAGCCAAGCACACCCAAAAGUGCUGCUAAGUGUGAGGGGGACAUCUUCACCUUCGACAGGCCAGGUACAGAUGGAGAGGAUAUUCUUGGGGAGCUGGAGUUUGAUAAAGUCCCGUACUCGUCUUUAAGAAGAACACUGGACCAGAGGAGAGCUCUCGUCAUGCAGCUGUUCCAGGAGCACGGCUUCUUUCCCUCAGCCCAGGCCACCGCUGCUUUCCAGGCGAGGUACGCCGACAUCUUCCCCACGAAGGUGUGCCUGCAGCUGAAGAUCCGUGAGGUCCGUCAGAAGAUCAUGCAGACGGCCGCGCCUUCGGAGAGCAUUGGGAUUCCAGACCUCGCCUCUUUACCAGGACCUUCAGGGCCGGCGAUCAGCGAGGCAGGAGGAGGAGGGAUGGAGCUUUCUGAGAAGGAGGCGGGGCAAGAGGAGGAGCAGAUAAGCUGCGAGGAGGCCAGGAACGCAGGCGAUUCGCUGGACUCCACCAGAUGAGUUUUGCCAGGCAAGACGAGAGGAACAAUGAAGUUUUUUUUUCAUCAGAAUUCUCCCCUGGUGCAACAUCUGCAUAAGACACACACAUCUGUAAUGCUCUGAGAUAAAGAGUUUGAGUGUGGAGUGAGGGGGAGGCGUCCCGAGGUUACGGGAUUUUGAAACCGAAUUCCACAGUAUUUUUCACGUUGUUGGAAAAAGACGUUUCCAUGCAGAAGGUCACAUUUCCGCAGUCUGCAUACACCCGGGACGUAUUUACGCACAUUUCUACACAACUAAACACACACAUACACACCACUGUUCAUUGUCUUAAAUAUCCACACUUGAACUUCAAGCAUUAUUUUAUCUGCUAAGGCUUCCUUCAGACUUUUGUGACUUAAGUACUUGAGGACUUUGGAGUUGUCGGGUGCGACGGCACGAGGCAACGCUGCUGCCGCAGAAUCGGGACUCACGAGGGCAUCUGUUCAAGACCUAACUGGUCUUUUUCUGUUUUUUUUAAACGUGGCAUAUAUGGAAGUAUCGUUAUGGGCGCGGAUGGUUUCUCCUAGGCUCAUGGUUUACCGCCAGUCAUUGUGAGGCCGGCCUCCUUUGGCUUGGUUUUAGAGAUGAUGAAGACUUAACGGACUAUAUAUUUUGAUAUUUUGAUCAUUUCCUUUCUCUUCCACAGUGUUUUUUUUUUCUUAUGUUUGUUAUUAUUAUUAUAAUUAUUAUUUUUUAAAGACUUUUAUCUGAAGAGCAUUUUGUCAAGGCACUGAUUAUAGCCCAGCGAGGGACUUACUAGCUAGCUUAGCGUGUUAGCACAGCCAUUAGCAAGCUCCUUCUUCCUAUGAUUGGCUGCAGUAAAGGCUGGGAUCAUUCCGAAGCUGCCGGGUUUUUUUUUGUAGGUCAGCCAUGAAGGAAGACGUUACUGGAAGGGAAGAGAGUGCGAGUCAGUCGGUGGGCACAUUUACGGCCAUUCGUUUGGACAGGUGACCUUUUUCCAUAUAUAUAUACAUAAUUAUAUAUAUCUAUAUAUAUAUAUAAAUAUACAGCGACAUAUUUAAUUUGCCAUUUUUUCUCAUUGUGAAAUGAUGCAAGUGAGGAGUCGAGAGGAUGUGGGAAUAUAUUCUUAAGGAUUUAUUAUAAGACAUUUAAUAACUUUUUAAAAAAGAAGAAGCAAAACUUGAUUUUUAAAUCGACUCGUAAAUUUACAUUUAAUUAAUUUUGCAUUACUGUUCUUAUUAAUACUGUUCUUGUGGAUUUAAUCCGUAUAUUCUUACAUACUGUAUUUUUUUCGUCUUGCUUUCCGAGAAUCGGGAGUUCCAGGACAAGAGCAAGAGAGAGAGAGAGAAUAAAAUAAUUAAUUUUACUCCCAGCUCGUCCUUGCGUACUUCCGCAACUCGCAACUUUAAACAUUUCCUUUUUUCUACCCGUAACUUUAGGACCGCUGAGACGUUCUUCUUUUCUCUUUUUUACGUACAAAUAUUAUCAUGAUCAUGUCGUGUCGUCCAGCCCGGUCGUUUAGUUCUAGCUCUUCUCCACUAACAUUCCUCCCCAACUCUGUUCCUUCCUUUUAUUCAUCCUUCCCCCCUCAAUCCUUCCUUCUUUUCUUCCUUUCGUCACUUUAUUGGUCUUUCUACAACUCAAUCACUUUCGGUUGAGAAAAGAGAAAGAGAGAGAGAGAGAGAGAGAGCAGCAAGAGGAGGAGGAGGAAUAGGAAGGAGGCUGGGCGUCUGAUGGUCUGAUUUUUUUAAUCGUGCGAGGCUUGUUCGUGUUGUACUUAGUUCCAGUGGAGUCUUGUGGACUCCACGUCAUAUUAAGGAGCAAAAAUAAAAAGCAUUAUUAAAAAGGUUCAACAGUGCUAUUACAUGAACUGAACGUGUAAAACAAAAGGAAACAAAAAUAAAUGACUAUGAAUAUGAAA
This is a messenger RNA of Astyanax mexicanus (Mexican tetra), 10102 nucleotides long. It is a transcript of the gene cicb, whose product is annotated as capicua transcriptional repressor b. Gene Ontology annotation, cellular component: nucleus. Bases 349 to 8202 code for a protein of 2617 amino acids. The transcript has 21 exons. Lineage: Eukaryota; Metazoa; Chordata; Actinopteri; Characiformes; Acestrorhamphidae. Gene Ontology annotation, biological process: regulation of transcription by RNA polymerase II. Gene Ontology annotation, molecular function: DNA-binding transcription factor activity, RNA polymerase II-specific; RNA polymerase II transcription regulatory region sequence-specific DNA binding. The record is from RefSeq and is a predicted model, not a curated record.